AUGAGGGUUCCCCGCAAUUGGCGAAAGGUUUUCCAGACACUCUUCAAUUGGAAAGUGAGGGUUUACCGAUAUAAUUUCCCGGUGAUUCCUCUUGUUAUUGUUGGAACAAUAUUUCUGAAUCUUAUUGGAUUCACAGACUUCUUCUUCGAACGUAAUUUCAAUUCUGGAUUCAGAUGGGCGAAUGUAGAUGUCAGAAGAAAGGUAGGCAUUUGUUAUAUUCUUUGUUUUUUGGACUCUUUCCUCUUCAUUGGCUUGUUUUAGGUAGUGGAUGAGCUAACGGGCCAUAAUCUGUCAUCCGAAGGGUACAUAAAUGAUCUCUCCACCUUCAAGUUACACUCCAGUCAAUUUAAAUGUGAUUACAAUAAGACGUCGCUUUUGAUCAUUAUAAAAUCGGCACCUGAUCGGAUUGAUGUAAGUACAAUGUACUUUUCUUGCAUUGUUCCCAAAUUUAGAGACGAAAUGCAUAUCGGAGAACUUUGCUAAAGGUGAAAACAUAUCAGAAAUGGAGAGUACGAACAAUAUUUGUUCUUGGUCUUGAAGGAAACAAAGUUAAUCGGGUUGUUUCUGAAGCGAAAGCUUUUGGUGAUAUUGUUGUUGGAGAUUUCCUGGAUCAUUACUUCAAUAACACAUAUAAAGUAAGAAGAUGGUCUUUAUCUCACUCAUUUUAGUUGGUAUACUCGAUCAAAACAGCUAGAGAAUAUUGUGACGAGACUCCAUACUUAAUCUCGUUAGAUGAUGAUUACAUGAUUAGCAUUCCCAACAUCAUUAACUACUUAUCGAAGCACACAAAGAAUGAGCAAUUGUAUGCCGGAUGGAGGAUUGAUUCAUCGCCAUUUCGAUUGAGAUUUCAACGGUUUUCAGUCAGUACAAGGUGAUUUGUAUCAAUUAGUUUAGGUUAGCCUGAAGGAGUAUCCAUACAGCUUGUAUCCCCCGUAUAUCACUGGAGGAAUGGUGAUAUUUACUCCUCAAGCGGUUAAAGAGUUCUAUGCGGCCAUCAAAUAUCUCCGGUUCUUUAAAUUUGAUGAUGUUUAUGCAGGCAAGUAUAAUAUAAAUUUGUCAAAAUGCUUGAUAUUCAUGUAAAGUGAGAUUAUAACUUCAGGUAUCAUCGCGUAUUUCCUCGGCUAUAGUCCGCAGAUGUUGGCAACAACUCCAGUUUCCCGAGAAUACAAUGAUUUUGGGGACAAAUUGGGAGAACAUGGAUAUUCGGUCAAAGAAAUUGAAGAAAUGAUGAUGUUCGUGAACAAGGAUGUACAAAAAUAG
This is a messenger RNA of Bursaphelenchus xylophilus (pine wood nematode), 1260 nucleotides long. Lineage: Eukaryota; Metazoa; Nematoda; Chromadorea; Rhabditida; Aphelenchoididae. The record is from the annotation of a GenBank genome assembly.